Cherax quadricarinatus is the source of this 2419-nucleotide messenger RNA. Lineage: Eukaryota; Metazoa; Arthropoda; Malacostraca; Decapoda; Parastacidae. The record is from RefSeq and is a predicted model, not a curated record.
CGUAGCUCGUCUCUCUCUCUCUCUGUCUCUCUCUCUCCAUUAUUUUAAUGUCCAUUUUCUUACGUCUUUAUGUUUUGUGAUACUUAACGGUUGAAGUAUUAUAACUGCUGAAUUUCCUUGUUUAUUGAAACAUGAGUGUAUUAGUGAAUAUGAUUGUUUUAGUGGUGAAUGUGAAGAAUUUCUUAUGAAAAUGUGAGAAAGUGAACUCGUAGAGAUGAGGUUCUGCUGAUGAAAGUGAUCUGCUCAGUAAAUAUGUAAUUUUAUUUUUGAAACAAAAAACUUACUUAUAAUAUUGCAUUCAUCGGUUAAAUGAAGUUUUCUUGUAGGAAGGUGUCAUAGUCACCACAGGACUGAAGAUGAAGGUUGAAAAUGAUGCUCUGCUGAGGAAAGAAAAGGAGAAAAUCUAUAUAGUGAAGAUGAUGUCAUGUUGGUGAGCGUGAGGUACAGUUAAUGUGAGGCAGCAGCCUUUAAAAACAUCUCUUAUUAAACUUUCUGUCACUCUCAGUGCCGAGUGUUAUUAAGUUUUAAAUGUCCACAACAUGCACAGAAACAAUGUUUAAAAGAGAACAACUUGUAAAAUAACAGUAACAAAUGUCAGUGUUAUGCUAGAAUGAGAAUUGUAUUUAAUAAAGCAGGAAACAUAUGUGUCUCGCUCAGCACUUGGAGAUAUCGAGGCUCGAUCCUACGUCCGGUAAGCUCGGCCAGGUGUCUGUCAGGAGUUUACACCCACUGGUUUUUGUGAGCAAUAUUUGUGAGAGUGUGAGAUACAAUCCUGGAGACAAGGGACGGACAAACCAUCAUUUUCUGUUCUCAAACAGACAGAAAAUAGAUAAUCAUCAACGCUUAUGGGGGAUUGGUUGAGGCUCGAUCAGGAGUCAGCCAGGUUGCGCUGCUCUUAUAGUUGAGAGUUAUUAGAGAAAACCGAGAAAGCCUCUGCAAGACGGGGAAACACAAGAACCUCGUUCCUGCCAAAGAAGCACAAGAGCCUGGGAUCUGAGAGAAAAAACAGACUUGAUCUCGGUAGAGAAAGCCAGCACAAGGUAUUGAGAUCUUUAGUGACAGCAGCCUGGGAGAGAUGACAGAGACGGAGGCCGUAAUUGACGACCUGGAUGUCGCAGAGACGAGAGGAUGUUGUGGUCUUACGAAACAGGAGAAUCCCCACUGCCACCAGCAGCGUCAGGCUGCAGGCGGAGGUGUCACAGAAGACAUACUUCAAAAUGGAACCAAUAACAGAGAUGUGAGUGACGUAACUGAUGAAGGAAGAACGGAAGGUAGGAUACAAGAACAAAAUGGAAAACUAGAUGCUGAAGAUACAGAUAAGAUAAGUGAACGAGAAGAUAAAUUAAGAAAUAGGAGAGAAAGGGAAACGGAAACAGCAGCAAAUCAAGAAACGAAUGAAACUCUUCUGCCAGAUAUAAAUACAAAUGUCAAUGAAGAAGGAAAUAUGGAGUGUGAGGAGACAAACGAGAAAGAAGGUGAGAUACAGCAGUAUGAGGAAGAGACUGAAAUUGCUACCGUAUUCUCUGGAGAAGUUAGACUGCGGAAGAACAGCAUCCAGGAGCGUCGCAAGGGCAAAGGUUCUCAAGGACCUCUCCACAACCUAAGGCUUCCUGUUCACCGGUCCUUCUCCUCCCCUCGCCUCAGCCCUGGACGCUGUUCUGACAACGGUCCCGAUUCAGCCAAGAGUGAACCUAUUAAUUCUCCCUUGAGAAACUCAGGUUCGUCUGGUCCCAAGAGUCCGGCAAUGGUUAUGCUGAGCCGCGUCUUCAACUUCCAAGGAUUACGCUCACCCUCCAAGAUGUCUCCGCCUUGUUCUCCAGAGACCAGCACGCAUCACUCACGCAAACCUUCACCUUCGUCAGAGUCCAAGAAGCGGAGAACAUUGAACCUCCCGCUUCACCACAGUCCUUCACCCACCACCAAAACCCACGAUUGCAACAGGUUCUCCUUCGAGUGGUCCUCUAGGUCUCCUUCCUCCACUAAGUCGAGUCCUUCGCCUAAGUCAAUGAGUAAAGACUCUCACAAGAACAAGAACCUCUCCAGUCCUGGAUCUAUGAUCAAUUCUCGGUCUCGGUUCUACAUUCCGUCGCCUACUGGAUCUAACUCGUCCUCUAGCAUAGAUAUCGGCUCCUAUCCUUGUCCAGAUUCUCCGCUGGACGGUACUGUGGAAAAAAUGGACGGUGCGGGCAUUCUGUAUCGUCCCUCGAAAAAUCGCUCGGCCGAAAUCCUCAGGAAUCAUAGGAGAACCAGAUCCGACACCUUCAAGCUUCUUGAGGCGAACAAAGCCAAAGCUGUGGUGGUGAGGAAGAGAAGCAGAGAUGACUCAGAAUGUGACACCCUCCCCUAUGAUAUAAGAACCGACCACGGAGAAUCUGAGGACAAGGAAAGAGCCGAUAUCUAUGCUAGAGGAACGAUUUAG